Messenger RNA from Harpia harpyja (harpy eagle), 6385 nucleotides. RefSeq names its product EF-hand and coiled-coil domain containing 1 (gene EFCC1). The record is from RefSeq and is a predicted model, not a curated record. Lineage: Eukaryota; Metazoa; Chordata; Aves; Accipitriformes; Accipitridae. The coding region runs from base 84 to 1838 and encodes 584 amino acids. The transcript has 7 exons. Gene Ontology annotation, molecular function: calcium ion binding.
CAGCCCAGGCGAGGCGAGGCGAGGCGGGGCGGCCGCCCCCGGGGGCAGGAUGGUCGGGGAGCGCGGCCGGCGCGGCGGGCGCGAUGGAGCCGCCUGAGGGCUGGGACCCGUACGGGCGGCCGGCCCGGCGGACGCAGUGGCUGGUGAGCGCCCUGGCCUACCACUACGGGCUGGACCGCGGCGUGGAGAACGAGAUCGUCGUCCUGGCCACCGGCCUGGACCAGUACCUGCAGGAGAUCUUCCACCACCUGGACUGCGCCGGGGCGGGCAGGAUCCCCGGCGAGGACUUCCGGACGCUGUGCCAGGUGCUGGGGCUGGAGGAGGCGGCGGCGGCCGAGGCCGACCCCGACCCCGACCCCGAGGAGUGCGCGGGGCUGUGGGAGGGCCUCUCCGCCGAGCUCACCUUCCGCCAGUUCCACGCCCGCCUCUGCGGCUACUUCAGCACCAAGGCGGGCAGCGCGCCGCGCCGCGCCGUGCCGCGCCUGCCGCUGGGCCGGGAGAGCGAGCACAUCGAGACCCAGAUCCGCCUGCGCAGCCCCCGCCGCCGCCGCCGCCGGGAGCCGGCCGGACCCGGCGCGGCGGGGCGGCCCGGCGGUGGGUCGGCGGCGGAGCGGCGGCCGGCGGGGCCCUGCUCGCGGGAGUGCUACGAGGAGAUCGUGGCGCUGGAGCGGGCCGAGGACCGCAUCGCCAAGCUGGAGGAGGAGAACGGCAGCCUGCGGGAGCUGGUGGAGGACAUGCGGGCCGCCCUGCAGAGCAGCGACGCCCGCUGCCUGGCCCUGCAGGUAGGACUGCGGAAAAGCCAUGCUAACCAUAAGGAAGAGGGGACCUGUUUUAUAGGGAGUAAGAGACCAUUAAUGCAGAACCACUCCCAGACCAAGUGCCUUCAAAGUGUCCUGAAGGAAGUGGAACUCAUCCGGAGCUCCAGGGAUGGGCAAAUUGAAGAAGCAAUUAGGUUCAAUCAAGAGUUGGAAAGAGAGCUGAAGAGUUCUCAGGAAGCUCUGGUCAAUCUGGAAGAGUGCAACCGUAACCUGAAGAGGGAACAAGCAGAAAUGAGGAAGAAGGUUGAAGAGGCAAGACAUGCCGUCCUUAACAGUCUUAGCAAAGUGAAGGAGCUAGAAGUGAAAGCUAACGAAGUGCCACAUCUGCAAAUAUACAUUCAGCAGCUAGAAUCGGAACUGCAGCACUAUAGGACGGAAGUUGUGAGAUUUCAGCUUCCCUCAAGAAGCAGCCCAGAUCAGAAGGAGGGAGCAGCCUUACCAGGUGGAAGAUACUGCCUGUCUGUUGUGCAACAAGAUCGACGAUCUCCCACUGGUGGAGCUGGGAUUUCUGAGAACGAGGAUCAGCUGUUCCGCUCUGUGGAGGGCCAGGCUGCCUCUGAUGAAGAGGAGGAGAAGUGGGCAGGAGACCAGCCACCCCAGGUGGACCAAAUGAAGAAAAUACUGGCCAAGCUCCCUUGCUGUGGCAGCGGAUGUGAUGAAAAAAUGUGGAAAAAGCUAAUGUCUUACUUGGAGACCACCAAUGCUGACGGCUAUGAAACAGCCCCUGUGGAGCUCGCAGAGAGAAUCACGCAGCUAACUGAACAGCUUGAGCUUAAAGGGCAUGAAGUGAAGAAACUGGAAACAAAUAUGGAAGAGAACAUAUCUAAGCGAGCCUUGGGGAAAAUCUUGCUGAGCACUUUGGAAUCCUGCCGUGACCCCCAACCUGGAAAAGCCCACCUAUUUGAAGUCCUAGAUACUCUUUACCAUGAGCUGACAGCCUGUGAACUCUUACAAAGCCAGCCUCUGGAGAAGGCGCAGAGUUGCCAGUCCUUGUCUAACCCACUGGUCAUCUCGUGCUGAGCAGCAGUGCUAACUACAACCUGCACAACGAGCCGAACAACAGUCAUCGUUCAUUCAAACACAUGAUGAAUGAAUAAGAUUUGUCCAAUUCAGUGGAGCUCGGUAAUAGACAAAAGUAAUAGAAUAAUUCAGCCAUGAAAUCAAAGGUUUGCUGCUUCUGGGAAGAGCGCCAGUUCCCCAGCUAACGUCAAAGCCCUCCCUUACGUGAAUGAGCAUUCACAUGACGUGAGGAUUACAUAGCAAUGUCUGUCUCUGAUGGAAGCCUAACCGUCCUUGUAUGAUGGCCCUGUAACUGUACUGGUUAACCAAAUAAAAAUUAUUCCAAAUACACUGACCUGACCUAUUUAGAUUUACAGCCCUGGUUACACGCUGGCUGGGCAUGGUUUCUAGCUUUUGUGAUGAUAGCUCAAUUCAAAAGCAAAAGGCAGCCUAUGUUAUCACUGGCAAGUAAACCGCUUCCUUAACAUACAAGUGACAAAAUGACUGUAUUAUAAACAUACACAUGAGUGUAUGCCAGUAGUGUAAGUUUUAAGGGCUCAUGUAUAAAAUGUUUGUGUGUGUCUGUAUUUGUGAUUCAAUUAUUCACCUUAUUUAACUCUGAAGUUAGAUUUAAUAUUGCUCUGCUGAAUUUUGUAUUUGCAAUUAUAGAGAUGCCUUAGAAAUUUGCAACAGUCUUUCCUGACGAUAGUCUUAGAUUUUACAUAAAAAGUUAAAUUUAACUGCUUGAAAAAGGUAAAAAGCAAUCUUGUUCCCAGGCUUUCAGGGAAAGGAAGAGUUGAAAAAUUCACUUUGCAGCAGCUGCCAUUGUUGCAUUAGCAAACAACAUGUGCGGUACACAACUUUGUUUCCUCAUUUAAUUUCCCUCAGUGCAACUGUAGGGACACAAAGCUAGGCCCAAAUUGCAGACAAAUUAAUGUAAAAUGCUGGGCCUAAUCAUGGUGCCACAUAAUAUUUUAAUCAGCUAUAAAAUAAUUCCUGGGGGCAAAAGUAAAAUAAUAGUUGCUUCCAAGAUGCUUUUGUUGUUUCAUUCAACUAUCAAACACAGAAACUAGAGAAGCAGAGCUCUUAAAUGAUCCAACUGAAUUUAUGUUAUUAAAAAGAUGCGCCGUAGGUCUUUUAAGAAUGUGAAAUGAUUUGCCUGAGAUAAUGCCAGGAAUGAAAUAAGACCAUUCUAUUCUGAACUGUGCAUAUAUUAAUUUUUCCCGUGAAAAUGGUUUUCAUACAGGAAUAAGAUCUAUACUACAAUGCAAUCCGGGGAAUAAGAAGAUUUCUAUUCCUUUCUAUUCAUAAUACGCUGUAUAGCUUACACACACCUCCAUCCAAAAUUGUGAUACAUUACUUAGCAUUUAGAGCCAUGUUGGUAACAAAAAAUUACAAUAGAUAUUUUAAUUUCAUUUUAGAGGAGGAAAAAAAGAUAUUUUGGAAACAAUGGAACAAACUCUGUUCAAUGGUGUUUUACCUGGGGGUUUUUUUCUGGAUUAACAGAGGAAGAUUUUAAGAAUAGAUAUAAAUUUUUAAAGUAGAUUUUUCAUAAAGAUAAAUUAGACAGGACAUAUAUACAUAGUGCAAUAUUCACCCUAUAAGAAAGAAAACUGUAUACUAAUACUAAAUAUAUUACUGACAUAAUACUAAGCAUAAUGUACUAUUACUUGGUACAUACUAAACUAUAUGCUAUAUUAUAUACUACAAAAACUAUACACUAAAUGUGCAACAGAUAAAAACUAAAAUGAGCAGAAGUUAGUUCCCUGCUUGGGUUCAUUUUCUAAAAAACAAGUAGCAGCUUAUGUUUUGUGCAGCUCUCUCAGACUUCCCAGGAAUACUGUAUAUGUAUAAAGAGAAAAAAUGCCAACAAAUCAUUAAAUAAGCAUGAUCUGUGUGUAUCGUUAGCAGAAGUGACACUUCAGGGAUUAUAAUGCACGUACAUGCCUGAUUAUGGAUACUCUCAGGUACUGCAGGAUUCUUUUGUCAUUUGAAUUAGUAUUAUUUACUGUAUCCACUCUCUAUAUAUACACAUAUAAAUGUGAAUUUGUAUUAUAUAUACUUACACAUACCUUAAGUUUGCUAUGCUAAUUGUAUAUUUUUAGUAUCUUUUUCACCACUGAGUUUCCAUUUCACUUUCUAAUAUAUUUCUAGAAAUCUAGACUAUUAAGUAAACUAAUGUCCUAAUGUCAAAAUGGGGGAGGAGCAAUACAAUCUGAGUGAGUGCUACACAGCUUAUCCAAGCAGCAGUUGAACUGUAACUGGAAACUAGAAAAUGCCACUGGAAACCUAAACUAAUGUUAAGGAAGAUGCAAACAGUUGAGAUAAAAGGAAGCUUUUGUGAAUAAAUAAACAGCACUUAACUGAUACAAGAAGCAGCAAGAUCACAUCUUGCUAAAUUAGCUUCAAAUACUGUAACAUUUUUAUUUCUUUAAGAAAUGCCUAUAUCAGAAUCAUUUUUGAUACAUCAGCAUAUGCUGAUUAACCUUUUAAUAAUAAAAGCUGAUUAUUUUAACUCCAAAAAGUAAUUAAUAUGGAGCAAGUAAGACUUGCAGUAUUUGCAUAAGAAGAAUCUGUUCUUCAGGAUGGAUCAAGAAACACUCCUCAGUCAAAUUCUUGCUGGACAUCAGAGACAAAGCAAAGCACUGUACUUUGGUAAGACCUUCUUUGGUGACCUUAAAAUUGAUUUUUUUCUUAAAUACUUUUACCUUAAUGUUUUUUACUGAGCCUGUCAGCAGUGUUGCUGAGGCUGCUAAAUACUUCAUGUGAAGCUGUAUACAUAUGUGAUUUUAAAUCAAUGUAACUGGGAAAUUUCUAGCUUUGCGUUCCACAGUUUGAUUUACUAUGUGGAACAUGUUCGAAAGAGUCUGCACAAUAAUCCUGGGAAGCAAACACAAACCUCUUGGUUUUCUAAAAGACCUAGCUCCUUAAGUCAAGUGAUUACUGCAGAUUUCAGCUACCUUUUUUUUCCUUUUUAAAAUUUCUUGCCUUUUUGAGUAUUGGAAUUGUUCCCAGAUAAACAGCGAACUGAAAUAUCUAAUCAAGUCUCAUUAAUAGCUUCACCAUAUUUCAAACAAUAAUGUAGGAGCAGUUAUUACCCACACUGCUGCGUAACAAACACCUUCUUUGAACAACUGGAGCAGUCUUCACAGUAACAUACUCUGCAAUUGCUCAUCUAGCACAUACAAAAUUGUAGAUUUGCACAAACUGGUACUCACAUUACAGGGAACAUAUACCAAGUUUAAACUAACUUUGUAAAAAAAAAUUCCCUAUAUGACAAAAACUGAAAAGAUAACAAAGCACACUCAAAAGCCUUCUGUUUAAAAAGUACAACCACAAAUCCGGUAUCUCAAAUCUCUGCAAACAUUUUGUUUUGUUGUAUGCUUACCAAAUGGUAAUAAAUAGCCAUUUGCUUACAUCUUGACUUCUCACUAAAGAAAAAAAAUCACAGAGAGAGUGCAUGUGCUAUAAACAUAACAAGUGCAAUUGCCCAUCAAAAAUUUUGCAUAAGCAGAUGAAGACCAUCAGAGCAUGCCUUCCCAACAUUUCUUUGUUCAGUAGGAAAACCAGUUUGGGGAGUACAUUACCAGGUAAGACCAGAGCCCUGCUGUACAGCUUCCAACUGGUGAGGGUUACUUAGGUCUUGUCUGUAGGAGGGACCUGUACUACUUUGAUUUUCAGUUAGAAAGCCAAUGGGGAUCUAUAAAAGGGCUAAAGCAACCUAAUUAUGCUGGCUUUGAGGCACUCCGGUUGAACUCUGGCUUUAUACCAUGCUUGACAUUUUAUCCCCUCCCCAGCAUGCUCAUUCCUCAUUCUAGUAGAUUUAUUUUUUUCUUUCGAGAAUAAUUCCAUUCAUUCUUAAAGGACAGUUUGUUUCAUCCCAGAUGUAUCUGCUGGAGACUCCCUGAUGUAAUUCACCCCAACAAAAGUUAUUCUGCAUCACCUCCUCUAUAUGUCUUUCCUCCUUCAUUGCUAAUUACAGAGCAAUAAAUCCCUCAGGCUCCCAGAUUUUGUACUUCAAGACUGGUGUCCAGUCUUUCCUUGAAGGAGCUGCCUGGAGUGUUCUCAGCACUCCUAACCCUCGCUCCUACAAGUCUCAAGGAAUGUGCCCUUUCCCCUGCUCACAUGUCCCCUAAACCUGGCAGUCUAGCUCUCAGAGACUUUGCUCGUAUAAUGCGUUUGCGUUUCCUUAGCCUUAGUGGUUCAACAUUAGACCUCCGCAAAUUGUGAUCAAACUCGCUUUCUUAGCAGUCACCAUCUUAAUUUAUUUUUUUUUUAUUAAAACUGCAAAUUGGCCAUAACAAGGAAGCUGGGACAUUUCCUCCACUGUUCUCCACUGUUUCCACAAAACAAGCUUUCCGAUUUGCCUUCAUUCUCAAACUACUUUCUCCUCCCAAUGCCCUCCUCACUUACCAUUUGGCAUAUUUCUUGUUGAGAUAACCUGAGGGUCUGCACACUUCUCACACAACUUACAUUUUUCAAGAAGAGUUUCCUCCUUCCCAUUAUUUUUUACUUUAUAUGAGGUAUUAACUAAUAGUAAAUUAAAGUCCACCUGAUAUAUAAAGUUA